GCUGAGACGCCAAGCCAAAAGCCGAUCCCAGCAGCUGAGCUCAGCAGAGACUCUGUCGGCUCUCCAAGCAGCUGCCUGAUCCCUCUCAAAGCCGGCCUCCCUGCCCAGCACUUCCCAUCCGCAGCUCCCACAAUGGCAAGGAACCACCAAGUACAGAAGGCCAAGCUGGCUGAGCAGGCCGAGCGUUACGAAGACAUGGCUGACUUCAUGAAGGCAGUGGUCGAGGAUGAAUCCGAACUCUCCAACGAAGAACGCAACCUCCUCUCUGUCGCUUACAAGAAUGUUGUGGGCUGCCAGAGGUCUGCCUGGAGGGUCAUCUCCAGCAUUGAGCACAAGACCGAGGAAGGAGACGACAAGGCUCAGCUGGUUAAUGAGUACCGGGAGAAGAUUGAAAAGGAGCUGAAGAAUGUCUGCAACGUUGUCUUAGGCCUACUGGACAAGCACCUCAUCCCAAAAGCCAGCGAUGCGGAGAGCAAAGUUUUCUAUUUGAAGAUGAAAGGUGACUAUUACCGCUAUCUGGCUGAAGUGGCUACCGGUGACAAUCGCAAACAGAUCAUUGAUAACGCCCGGAAAGCCUACCAAGAGGCGAUGGACAUCAGCAAGAAGGAAAUGCAACCCACAAACCCCAUUCGCUUGGGCCUUGCCCUAAAUUUCUCGGUCUUCCACUAUGAGAUUGCCAACGCUCCCGAAGAUGCCAUCAAGCUGGCCAAGACCACCUUUGACGAGGCCAUGGGAGACCUCCACACACUCAGCGAAGACUCCUACAAAGACAGCACUCUCAUCAUGCAGCUUCUCAGAGACAACCUCACGCUAUGGACGGCGGAGUGUUCAGGAGAAGAAGGGGGAGAGGCUGGUGAAGAGCCAAAGAACUGAACUUUUCAAACCCCUGAAGGAUGGUAACUCCCCAUCGCCGUCUUCCUUCGACCCCUCUCCUCUCCCUACCCAUCCCAUUUUUAUAAGAUGUGUCCUGAGAUCCUGAAAGUUCUAGCUGGAUUUUGACAGCAACAAAGGGGACUGAUUCUACACAUGGGACUUGCACGUUUCCCAGCCUUGCUCGAGUGUGGCAUCUUUGGGGUUGCUGCUGUUCCUGGUGUUCCUGGUUUGCAUUGGCCUCUCCGCCCCAUGGCCUUGAGUUCCUUGGUUUGUACAAACCCUUGUACUCGGCAGCAGCAUCCAGUUAACCGAUGGUCUUCCUGAUCUGUCAUGUGGGACUGAGUUAGGUAUACGUAUCUUUCUCAAUGUUUAAUUAUUUACGUACGGGAGCCCCAAAUCAAAAAGUGACAACCAGAAAAAUUGUUUUGCAUGGCAAAAAUACCAAAAUAGUAUUGGAAGAGUUAAACCAGGGUAGUCAGUCGCCUGUGCCGUGUGCGGCACCUCUUAUCGUGCAGGGUUUUCUCAUUCCCAGCAUCCUGUUGUUGCAAGAUGAGGGUGGUGGCGGGCCUUUGCUGACGGGACGGGAUGGAUGCUUCUGAGUGGGUUCAGAACAAAACUCUCAAGUGGGUCUUUUGUUAUUGUGGUGUUACUGAGGUGGUGUGCUACAGUAUUCUUCCCCAAUAAAAGUUCACUUUCAUGCCUGC
This is a messenger RNA of Anolis sagrei ordinatus, 1577 nucleotides long. RefSeq names its product stratifin (gene SFN). The record is from RefSeq and is a predicted model, not a curated record. Lineage: Eukaryota; Metazoa; Chordata; Lepidosauria; Squamata; Anolidae. Gene Ontology annotation, cellular component: cytoplasm. Gene Ontology annotation, molecular function: protein kinase binding. Gene Ontology annotation, biological process: signal transduction; intracellular protein localization.